AUGGGCUAUCCUUACGUUCCACUGGAUGCCAACAACACGCAGAUAAGGACGUUGACCAUCGAGCCGAGCGAAACCCAUGACUCCAAGAUCCACUGUUCAAUCAAUACCGUCAGUCUCUCAUCUGACAUUGCCGAAUAUGAAGCCCUUUCCUAUGUCUGGGGUGCUUCCAAAGGAACCGUCCCUGUGACCAUCGACGGCCAUCAGUCUCAAGUCACGCGAAAUCUGCGCACUGCACUGCGGUAUCUUAGAAAACCCCGCGAGCCUCGCACGCUCUGGGUCGAUGCCGUGUGCAUCAAUCAAAACGAUGUACAGGAGAGGAAUGUUCAGGUGCGACGGAUGGGUCAGAUCUACUCUCAAGCAUCAGGUGUACUCAUCUGGCUCGGAGACGGAGAUGCAGAUGUCGAGCGUACCAUGGCCAAACUGCAGGCACCGGAUGCCUUGGAAGACAAACGGUACGACAACUUUCCUCAAGACAUAGCGCACGGCAUUAAGAAGCUGCUGCACAAACCCUGGUGGCAUCGUGUCUGGACUAUCCAAGAGCUGAUCUUGUCCACCGCGGAUCCAUUGGUAGGCUGUGGCCACACUUGGCUCGAAUGGGAGAAGUUGUACAAGGCCAUUCUCGAUUACACGACCACCAUGAUGGAUGGCAAGGAGGGCAUGAUCAUGGAUGAAAAUUCCUCUUGGGUCACUACGUCUCACGAUCUCAACAGACACAUUCUUCUGAGAACGCAGUGGAAAGAGCGUGAACACCUUGACCGACGUCGAGCAACCGCAUCGGAAAUCGUCGAACGGACACGAGGGUACCAGUGUACCGACAAGCGCGACCAAAUCUAUGGAGUUCGAGAUCUCAUCUGUGACGAGGAAAAGGCCUUCUUCUCGCACCCUGAUUACGAGAAGUCCGUGUCCGAAGUGUAUCAACAAGCAAUGGUGGCCAUGUUCACAAGCAAGAAGAAUCUGACAUUCCUCAUUCACGCCGUUCAAAGCGGCGAAGAUCGUGAUCAAAAGCUGCCCUCCUGGUGUGCCGAUUUCUCGCAGAGGAUCUGGGAUUCGGGCACAUACGGGAACAUAAAUGGCUUCCCGGUGGACGGCAAUGAGGAUGAAGAAGCCCACAGACAAACAGAUCUCUUCUUCUCGCACGAUCCUGGUGCGAGAUCUUUGAAAGUCCGAGCAUCUUUUCUAGGCAAUAUCAUCGCAGCAAGACCUCUAAUCCCGCAGGUUGCAUGGAACCAACACGGCGUUGUAGCAGCAAUGACUUGUCCAGACGAGAUCGCCCUUCUGCCGCGGGAGGAGGCAGGAAAGCUGUGGGUGUUCACGAACUUCGUCAAAGAGGUCCUUCGGAUGAGUGCGAUAGCGUUCAAGGUGUGGCAGAAUCGAUUUGGUUCCGAGAAAGCAAAGCAAAAGCUGGCGGACGGGGAAGUGUGGAAAAUCGCUUUUGGCGGUCACUUGCUGUUCACCAUUGUCGACGCUGCCUGUGCUAGAGCCGGUGUCGAACAAGUGACUGGAGAUGAUCGUCCGUACGAAUACUGGAACGUCGAGUCGUUCAUCCGGGAGAGCUGCCCCUGGUACGCGAAGACUCUUCAAGACAUGGGCCUAUACCAACCCGGCCACGACUGGCCCCGAAGCGAAGUACUCAAACGAGCACUGUGGGAGACUCUACUUGUCGUGGUGCAGAUGAACUAUGACAGUUGGUGGUCUGCUACGGACUCUGGAUAUAUCACGAGAGCAAGUCGCCGAGUCAGAGAAAACGAUGUUCUCUGUGAGAUCUCUGGAUGCAGAAAGCCCAUGCUUCUACGACCACGGGAUGACGGCGCAUUUGAGCUCGUAUGUCUGGCUGAGUCGGAAGAAUCCCAUCAGGAUCACUACCGUACACACCUUGAGGAGACCGCUGCAACGGAGAUCAUCCUGAAGUGA
This is a messenger RNA of Zasmidium cellare ATCC 36951, 1911 nucleotides long. RefSeq lists its product as uncharacterized. The transcript has a single exon. The record is from RefSeq and is a predicted model, not a curated record. Lineage: Eukaryota; Fungi; Ascomycota; Dothideomycetes; Mycosphaerellales; Mycosphaerellaceae. Bases 1 to 1911 code for a protein of 636 amino acids.